AUGACGAGCAGCUUCAAGCCUUCGUGGGGGUGGGGGGGGUGGGGUGGGGGGGGUGGGGGUGGGGGGGGGGUGGGUGGUGGGGGGGGGUGGGUGGGGGGUGGGGGGUGGGGGUGGGGUGGGGUGGGGGGUGGGGGGGGGUGGGGGGGUGGGGGGGGUGGUGGGGGGGGGGGUGGGGGGGUGGGUGGGGGGGGGUGGGGUGGGGGGUGGGGGGGUGGGGGGUGGGGGUGGGGGUGGGGGGGUGGGGUGUGGGGGGGGGGUGGGGUGGGGGGGGUGGGGGGGGGUGGGGGGUGGGUGGGGUGGGGGGGGUGGGGGGGGGGGGGGGUGGGGUGUGGGGGGUGGGGGGUGGGGGGGUGGGGGGGGGGUGGGGGGGGGGGUGGGGGGGUGGGGGGGGGGGGUGGGGUGGGGGGGGUGGGGGGGUGGGGGGGGGGUGGGGGGGGGUGGGGGGGGGUGGGGGGGGGGGUGUGGGGGUGGGGGGGGGUGGGGGGGGGGGUGGGGUGGUGGGGGGGGGGGUGGGGGGGUGUGGGGGGGGGGGGUGGGGGUGGGGGGGUGGGGGUGGGGGGGGGUGGUGGGGGGGGGGGGGGGGGGGGGGGUGGUGUGGGGGGGGGGUGGUGGGGGUGGGGGGGGGGGGUGGGUGGGGGUGGGGGGGCUCAGCCCAUCAGUGCCAGGGGUAUUGCUACUCAACUCAGAGUCAGUUUUGACUUCGGAAGGGAAACAGAGGGCGUGGAUUUCGCUGCCUUCGAUGACUACAAGAGCGAUGACAGCUUCAUAGAUGGUAGCGAAGCCCGAGUUGUUCGUGAUGUACACAAGGCUCUCAGAUUUGACCCUCGUAAAUAUAAAGUUGUCAAUCCAUGGGACGACCUUCGCUCAAUGGAAUCUAAUUACCGUGACAUCGACCUAGAAGAGAGACGAAGCUGUACUGUCAGCUAUUCGGCUGUACCAAUGAACCAGAACUUGAGGCAAAUGUGCCGGAAAGUCAUUGCCGUGGGACGAAAUUACCUUGAACAUGCCCGUGAACUUGGUAGCCAAAUGGAAGCUGAACCGGUCAUUUUCUUGAAACCAUCCAGCUCCAUUAUCGAACAGGGUCACAAGAUCGAGAUACCUGAGGAUGUUUCGGAGUUACAUCAUGAAGUCGAAUUCGGAAUUGUCAUCGGGAAGGUGAUACGCAAGGCAAAGCCCACAGAUUUCACUGACUGUAUUCUCGGUUUUCUGGCUGCCUUGGACAUGACCGAUCGGGGAUUGCAGAAUCAGCUGAAGUCCCGUCAGUUGCCUUGGACUUUAUCCAAAAGUUUGGACACAUCUUGCCCCGUUGGCCCCAUUCUGCCUUGCAGCUUGCUCCCUCGUGGCGUUUUUGCACCCCGUGUUGCCGGCUCACCCUUGUGUCAGGGUCGGGACGUGGAACUCUGGCUUGAUGUGAAUGGAAAGGAGAGGCAGCGUUCCAGUAUCAACAAAAUGAUCCAUUCCCCCUGUGAUCUCAUCUCCUUUAUUUCGUACAAGAUGAGUUUGGAACCAGGCGAUCUUAUCCUUACUGGAACUCCGGCUGGAGUAGGUCCAGUUGAAUCUGGUGACUUGAUUACAUUCGGACUCGAAGGUUUCUGUCGAGUUGAAUUUCAAGUUGCUUGAGAUUCUAUGAUGUUCCUUGCUCUGUGCCUUACCUUACCCUUCUGUUUCUCUAUUUUCCGCUCCAUUAUUCUGCUUUUAGCCCAGAUUUUUAAAUAUACUUUUAGUUUGAUAAA
Molecule: messenger RNA, 1733 nt
Organism: Dicrocoelium dendriticum
Lineage: Eukaryota; Metazoa; Platyhelminthes; Trematoda; Plagiorchiida; Dicrocoeliidae
Source: the annotation of a GenBank genome assembly